Brienomyrus brachyistius is the source of this 3081-nucleotide messenger RNA. RefSeq names its product P2Y receptor family member 8 (gene p2ry8). Gene Ontology annotation, biological process: positive regulation of Rho protein signal transduction; phospholipase C-activating G protein-coupled receptor signaling pathway. NCBI's taxonomy places the organism in Eukaryota, Metazoa, Chordata, Actinopteri, Osteoglossiformes, Mormyridae. The transcript has 2 exons. Gene Ontology annotation, molecular function: G protein-coupled receptor activity. Gene Ontology annotation, cellular component: membrane. The coding region runs from base 114 to 1172 and encodes 352 amino acids. The record is from RefSeq and is a predicted model, not a curated record.
ACUAAAAAACCCACCAGCACUUCCUGAUCUUACACUUAAAUACAUGCAGCUCUGACAGCCUGUUCUGAUAAACAAGCACAUGGUUCUCAGAGUGACUGAGUUUAAAACUAAGUAUGGCCUGGGACAACAUCACUCAGCUUGACAACGCCACACUGGAUAUGUUUAAGAACAAGACAGCAAGCAAUGCGGUCUCUAUAUUAUAUAUCAUUGUCACGUUGAUCAACUUUCCUGGAAACGGCCUCUCUUUGUGGCUACUGGCGUUCCGCACCUCGCCCAAGACCCCUUCCAUCAUCUUCAUGAUCAACCUCACCAUCACUGAUCUGGCAGUCGGCUGUGCCCUGCCGUUCCAGAUCAUUUACCAGAGCAAUGGAUACAACUGGAAUUUUGGAUCUGGACUCUGCAGUGGGAUGACUGUUCUGUUCUACGCCAAUAUGUACUGUUCUAUUCUGACCAUGACUGCCAUUAGCAUUGACCGCUACCUUGGAAUUGUUCGGCCCAUGCAGUUUAGGGAAAUGAAGCGUAGGAGGGAGUAUGCAAUAUCUGGAUGUGUGAUUAUGUGGGCGAUUGUAUUAUUUGCUCUAUACCCACUGGAGAGCACCGACCUGACUUAUGAAGUGACUGACCUCAACAUAACAACCUGCUUCGAUGUCCUCAAGCUAAGCAUGCUCCCAACAAUAAAACACUGGGCUGUCUUCCUGUUUACUUUGUUUGUCAUUCUCUUUCUGAUCCCAUUCAUAACAACAGUGUUCUGCUAUAUCAGCAUCAUCAAGUCACUUGUCAACAAGCGCUGUGUUAGUAACCAAAAGAGAAGAUCUCUGCACCUCGCUGUACUAGUGCUGUUAGUGUUUAUCGUUUGUUUUGCACCGAACAACAUCAUUCUCCUGGCUCAUAUAAUUCGGAGGCUUUUCUACAACGGCUCCUUUUACAUGCAAUACAAGCUCUCUCUUUCGCUAAGCUGUAUCAACAGCUGCUUGGACCCCUUCAUUUAUUACCUGGCUUCCAGAGAAUUCCGCCGAAAGUUGAGGGGGCUUCUGGGAAUGAAAGUAAACAGCAGUGGGGAUACUCAGAGCUGCAUGACAGACCAACACAGAGAAAGUAUUUUCUCUGCUCGCUCCAUGUCUCAGGCUAAUGCUGAUGAUUAUGAUCAUAAUCUUCCUAUGUCGACAAUUUAAAAAAAAAAAAAAAUUUUAUAUAUAUAUAUAGAAUAUUAUAAUAUUGUAUAUAUUGUAUUACAUUAUAGUAAUACUAAAUUUGUUUUGAAAAAAGGGCUCUUUGCACCAUACUGAGUCAAUUUCAGAAACCAUCCCAAUACAAUUUAACACAAAGUACAGAAUAACAGCAAUUACUUAAGUAGCAUUAAAAAUCAACCGAUUAAUAAAUAAUGAAAAUUAUAUUAGCAAACUCACAAAACAUGUGAAUCUUUACAAAGUGGAAACACCCUAAAGGUCAUUCUUAUCCUUUAAAGUCAAGCGAACAAGUUGGUAACUGACUUAAGGUUAACUGAGUUACCAAGUUUAACCAAGUCUUACCAGCAAGUUUCGUAAAACUUCGAGCGCUUUAUUUUAGCGUAAAACGUAGCCUUAUCAUCAGAUUCUUGGCUGUCAUUGACAGCACAUCAGCAUUACUUAAAAAAAAAAUCUGAGAUUCUGCAUGUGUAAAAUCUGAAACCUUUUUGUGGUAAAUGUAUGUUCAUUGAUGGUAUGACUUUAAGUAACUUAUUGGAAGCUAUAACUGAAUGUGAAAUGUAAAAUCUGUGAAAAUGUGAAAUCUGAUUACUAAAGGUUUAUAUGUAGUUUUAUAUACAGCUCAGAAAGUUAUUACGGUAUUAUUUUUUCAGUACAGGGGCAUUUAAAUUAUUUGAAAGCUUUUUUUUAUACUGUUUCAACAUUUCUUUUGGUUUUUAUUAUGAAAUCUAUGUAUUUUCCUGUUUUUUUUUUUUUAUCAGUGUAAGCACAAACUAAAAUAAUGUUUUCAUUUCCAAACGUGUUUCAUAAAACUAUUGUUACUGUGGAAAGAAUGUAAUGAAAUAAUGUAUCUCCAGAUGUCUUUGCAAUACUUAUUUAUACACUUUAAACAGCACAGUUUGUUGCCCUGUACAUAUAGCAGAAACUGUUUUGCAUUUAUUUUUAAAUUUAUUAUAACACAUGGUACAUCAGGAUGGGUAUCAGCACCUACUUUCGGAGGUAGUACUUUUUCAAUCGCUACUAAAUCAAUAAUAGUGAGAAAUUCCAGUUGUACAAAAUCCAACUAGAUGCAAAAUCAAACCCCUCUUCGAAUGAAUAAUAGUUAUUAUAUACAGAAACAAUUUGAUUUGGUUUUCAUUUUUAACUGAUGAAUUCUGCAUCUCAUUACCACCUGCAGCUCCUUUCAAAAACUAGUAUCUAUGCCUUUUACUUUUCAUAUGAACUCAUACAACAGGUAUGUAGAAUUCAGAUGUUUUACUGUAUAUUUGCAGAAUUCUGAACAGAAUAAUUCCUAAUAUAUCAUACUACUUAAUGCAUGCUUGGGGAGUUCAGUGUUUACAAAACAGGAAACCUAAAGAGAUGUUCCUGAGUUUGUGUCUCUGCAAGUUGCUGUAUUUGAGCAAGUGGAAUAAAUGUUGUCAUAAAUCAGUGUCAUUUGUGGAUUUCAGUAAAUACUUCUUAAUAUGCAAUACUAUUUUAAUACUGCUGAGUUACGAUACAGGCUGCUGUGUCCCAGCGGAUAUAAUUUCUGCUUGACCAACAUAUAAACACACUGAAAGUAGGUCUAAUAUGUCGCUUUAAGGUUAUUGGAUGCUGUUCCUUUAAUUGUAUUGUUAUCUUUUUCCUUUUUAAUGCAAAAUCAUGCAAACUCUAUUUAGGUUCUUUCCCACAUAUAAACUGUUUUCUGAUGAUCACACAACUUACUGUAACAUUAAGCAUUGUUAAAGUUCCUGUAAUAUGAAUUGUGCUGAUGUGUCAUAAGGUUUAAAGGUAGAUAAAACAAAAAAAAUCCUGUAUUUAAUAAAUCUAAAAUACAGAAAUUUGUGUGACAAUAACUAAAUGACUAUUCCUGUGAAGUGCAAAGAUACUCUAUCAAUAAAUCUGUGCACAAAAUCAA